Chenopodium quinoa (quinoa) is the source of this 1736-nucleotide messenger RNA. Its product is annotated as protein LOW PSII ACCUMULATION 3, chloroplastic-like. Bases 66 to 1331 code for a protein of 421 amino acids. The transcript has 12 exons. NCBI's taxonomy places the organism in Eukaryota, Viridiplantae, Streptophyta, Magnoliopsida, Caryophyllales, Amaranthaceae. The record is from RefSeq and is a predicted model, not a curated record.
CAUAUUACCCAUAUUUUCAUGGUCCUAAUUCAAAAUAAAUAAAUAAAAUUUGCGCCACGGGAUGAAUGAAUUAUCCCUCUUUGUUGACAUUUCCCACCUUAUCUUGUUCCACUUCCAAUCUUUCUCCUCCUUCCUCUUCCUCUUCCUCAUUCAAAACUCCAUUAAUAAUAAUGGCGCUCUCAUUCCACCCUCUUCAUUCUCUCUCUUCAAUCCACCCUCUUCAUUCUCUCUCUUCAAUCCACCCCACUUCUCACUCUCUCUCCCCUUUCCUUGCUAAAACAACCAUCAAUUUCCCUUUCUCCCAAUCAUCCCCUAUUUACACUUCACCCCUCAGAAUUCAGUGCGCCACCAAUAAUACAGCAUCAACCUCCACCCCCAAUCCUAAAUCUGGGGUUUCUGUUUACAAACCCAAAUCUUAUGAAGUCCUUGUCACUGAUGCUGCUAAUGCUCUCUCUCUUGCUCUUCAGGAUGGCAAGCUUCGACUCGAAAUCGACUUUCCGCCUCUACCGAGUGAUAUAUCUUCUUACAAGGGAUCAUCAGACGAUUUCAUCGAUGCAAAUAUUCAGCUAGCAUUGACUGUUGCGAGGAAACUUCAAGAGAAAAUGCAACUCAGAUCAUGCAUAGUGUUUCCUGACAAGCCUGAAAAGCGCAGGGCCACUCAGUUUUUCAGGACUGCUAUUGACUCGAUUGAUGGCAUUACUAUAGGCUCCCUUGAUGAUGUGCCUGGUGGUGCUGUUUCGAAUUUCUUUAACUCAAUAAGGGAUACAUUGGAUUUUGAUUUUGAAGAUGACAAUGAAGGCCGUUGGGAAUCUGAUGAUCCACCUUCACUUUACAUAUUUCUCAAUUGUAGCACACGAGAUCUCUCUCUGAUAGAGAAGUAUGUGGACAAAUUUGCUUCGUCAACUCCCACUCUCCUAUUUAAUCUCGAGCUUGAUACAUUACGUGCUGAUCUGGGUCUUCUAGGCUUCCCACCCAAGGAUCUCCAUUACCGAUUUCUUUCUCAGUUCAUUCCAGUCUUCUAUAUCCGAACAAGAGAAUAUUCUAAGACAGUGCCUGUGGCGCCAUUUAUCGUGAAUUAUAAUGGAGCUCUGUUUCGCCAAUAUCCUGGGCCUUGGCAGGUGAUGCUGAAGCAAGCUGAUGGUUCUUUUGCUUGUGUCGCAGAAAGUGCUACCCGAUUCACACUUGGUGAAACCAAGGAAGAACUUUUGAGGGUUCUGGGGCUGCAAGAGGAACAAGGAAGCUCUUUGGAAUUUCUUCGUAGAGGAUAUAAGACUUCCACCUGGUGGGAAGAAGAUACAGACUUGGAGGCUUCUACUGAGUGGAGAAGUUGACAACUAUCAAUAGUAUGUUUCAGCUGAUAUGGACGGCAUCAAAUGAACUGCACAGGGUUUCAAUACAUCAUAUUCAUAGUUGGUGAGGAAUUUUCAGUUUUGCUUUGAUUUCCCAAUUCUCAAUUGGAGAAUUAUACUGGUGUAUUAAUUUAGAGUUAUUCUAUCCUUCCCUGUACUUUACGUGAGGUUUCUAAUUUCUGCAAAGUGUAAUUAAAUUUUAAAAUUGCUUGAAACUGUUAUAUUCUGACGUCUAUUGUAGCUUGAUUCAUAUUAUCCAUUUUAUGUGUAAUUUCAAGUCUUUAGGAAACAUUUAGUACAAUACCAACUUUGUCACCCCAUAGCUCGCUAUAAAAUGUAUCGCUUUUGAUUUUUGGUGGUUUAUUUAUACUGCGUAUGUAUUUUGUU